AUGAGGACAUUAGGAGUACGAUGGAAUAAGCUGAGACGUCUCAUCAACCUCCAAACAGGCCCCGGUGCCGCCAUCAUCCCUCCCAAUGUCACGCGCGUGCAUAUGGACUUUGCCGUCACAUGUAAAGGCGGCCACAUGGGUCCCAAGAAGUUCUGGCGCGAGGUCCUCCCCCGUCUCAAGUACCACAACCCGUCGAUCCCCAUGAUCGUCAACCGCCACCGACAAAACGAGAUCCCCCCCAAAAUGACCAUAUACGUCCGCAACCCGGACGUGCCAGAGCCCAGCGAGCCCCAGAGCCUCCAGCAACCGCCCUCGUCACAUGCAGGCCUGUCGAAAGCGCAGCCACCACUGCCGACCGAGAAGACGAUUGAGCUGGACAUGAAGGACAAGCAUUCGUCGUACAUUCUCGAGUACUUUGUUGCCGAGACGAGGGCGCAGGUGCUCAAGCCCACGCCAGAGCAGGUGCAGGAAAUCCAGAGUCUGCAGGAUCUGGCCAAGCAAGGAGAGUACGACAGGGGCGUGCUGGAUAAGCUCAGGGCAGAGAAGAAGCGGGAGAAGGAUAUGCUGGCACGAGCCAGGCAAGCGGGUGGUUUGAGCGAGGACUGA
Messenger RNA from Emericellopsis cladophorae, 606 nucleotides. Its product is annotated as 54S ribosomal protein-like protein. The coding region runs from base 1 to 606 and encodes 201 amino acids. The transcript has 3 exons. The record is from RefSeq and is a predicted model, not a curated record. Gene Ontology annotation, molecular function: structural constituent of ribosome. NCBI's taxonomy places the organism in Eukaryota, Fungi, Ascomycota, Sordariomycetes, Hypocreales, Bionectriaceae. Gene Ontology annotation, cellular component: mitochondrion.